GAAAACAUAGAAGAUCAAAAAAAAAAAAAAUGUCUUCAGAUGUGGAAAGGGGAAGCAGAGAUGCGAAGUAGGAAAACAGUGCAGAAACAACUCCCUUUUCCAUGUGAAUACCCUGAAACAAAUGAAAAGCAAAUCUCACACACAAAAGGAACACAAGACUCGCAGACUUCUUCUUUGUUUCCACAGUUGGCGGCUUUGAAGCUGGACCCAGACCUUGACGGCAGCCCACCCAUCCAUCUUUCAGCUCCACCACCAUACAACACUACAACACCCAACCAAGGAAGGGAAACAAACUCCAUCACGCCACAGACAAGCACAGGAGUAGCUUCUCCAAUAGCACACAGACUACGUAAUCCAAAUCAAGAUGCAGCCUUCAACAUGCCCAUGGUUGAAGUAUCUGGACCAGAAGGUACAACGUUGGUUUUCCGCCCAUGGACUUCUGCUGACAUCACAGCAGCCUCACAACAUCUACCCAGCCCAACAACAUCAGGCAAAAUGUUUGCUGAGCAAUUCUCCACAUUUUGCCAAGAAUUCAAACCCACCGUAAAUGAACUAAAAAGACUCCUAAUCACCAAGAUGAAACCCACAGAUUGGCAAAAAAUAGCUGGGAAAUUCCCAGAUGCUGAUAUCCGUUGUAAGCACAUCACUUGGGAACAUGAAUCUAAUGCCCACUAUAGAGAUGUUGUCCGUCUUCUCUGUGAUGCAUUUAUUCAAGCUUUUCCUGUAAAAAUCAACAUGGAGAAAAUCACUGCCUGCAAGCAGAAGGAUAAUGAAAACCCUGACGAAUAUCUCACCCGCCUGACAGAGGUAUUCAACACCUACAGUGGCCUGCAACUACCUGACGAACCAAACAAUGUUCCGGAUGUGUGGGAAAUUCAUCUUUGCAACAGUUUCUUAAGUGGACUAAAACCAGACAUUGCCUCAGCUGUUAAAAGUUCCUGUAUUGGAUGGAACGACGCACGUCUGUCAGAACUUCGCAGACAUGCCAUACACGCCCACGACCAAAUACUCUCAAAGAAAAAGAAAAAAGAAGAGACAACACAGAAGGAGCUUCACAUGGCAGCAAUGACCAUGUAUAACACAGUCCAAGGACGUGAACAACCGAACCAUGAACAAAAAGGAAGAGCACAGGGUCGACACAGACAUAGAAAAAGACCUACACAGGAUGCUUGUUUCAUCUGUGGUCAAUAUGGACACUGGAAAAAUGAGUGUUCCAGAAAAACUUCAUCGAUUCCAGUGGACAAAUCGGACUGAAAAUGGUCAAGGGCUGUCGGAGAGGGAUGGACUCCUGCUGACAAGCCAAACCAACUUGUGAAAUCGAAGGAAGGUGAAAUCAGCCCUUCCACAACCAGCCUCCACACCACUGCAUGAUUUCCAACCUGGCGACUGGGUGGUGAUAAAAGAUUUCAGGAGAAAACACUGGCACUCCAAACGCUGGCGAGGCCCAUUCCAGGUACUCCUGACAACACACACGGCAGUGAAGGUCGCUGAGAGAGCAACGUGGGUUCACGCCAGCCACUGCAAAAAGGUCCCUGAACCAACAGAGGAAUCCAGCUGUCGACUUGAACAACGUGAGGACGGACGCCGCGGAGACGGACAACGCGAGGACGAACAAGCGCAAAAAAAGCACGACACGAGGGAUAACUCCGUAGAUUCAGCAACCACCAACUAGACCCCCGGUUUGAUCAACAACACAAACACCAUGUAUCACCUGACCCUGACCCUAGCAUGUUGGACUGUGCUAACAGAAGCCUACACCUACAAACCUGCCAAAACUGUCACUCUUACAGAAGGACAAAAUACAACAUUCACCUGCACCGUGUAUCCUGAAAUUUGGCGAUCAGGUCAAAUUCGUUCGUAUUAUUAUUAUUAUUAUUUUCUCUCUCUUUCUCCUUCCUCAACCAAACAACUGCCAUGAUGAUACAUUUUAAAAUCCAUGUGAAUUAAUGUGUCGGAUAAUUAAGUUGUGAAUCCUUUUAUAUUGUCUCAUUUUACUUUUAUUAUUAUUAUUUUUUUUUUUUUUUUCUCUGUUAAUGAUUAUUAAAUAAUCAAAAGGGAGAAUUGUAAUGGUAAAAAUCCAGUUUUCAUUGUUUCAGUCACGAGAGACACACAACCUCCCCAUUCCCACAGUCCCACAAACCUAUUUGGGACACUCAACCUCCCUGCUGUUAAGAUAAGGUACAAGAUCCUCUUAUCUCUGUAGGAUGUGAACCCUAAAACCCACUUUUGCACCUAGGUGCGAGGUCAUGCAGGACAACCUGGGGUGAAGCACACCAGCAGGAGGUCAGAAGCAUAUCUUGGGAGAGGAGGGGGGUGCCCCUCGAAUUAAGACAAAAGGUUGUAAAACACAUGAUGAGGGGCUGUCCCUCAUGUAUAAAUGUUUAGGUCUCCCCAUGCUCGGGGUCUUUUCUUCACUUUGACCGCUCGCGUGUUGACUGACCUUUUCUUUGCAAAGAAAAUAAAACCUUGUCGGCCGGCAGAAGUCUCUAUUUCAUUAUUCACCAGCAGCAAAGAGAAAAAUU
Molecule: messenger RNA, 2522 nt
Organism: Scatophagus argus
Lineage: Eukaryota; Metazoa; Chordata; Actinopteri; Scatophagidae
Exons: 2
Coding region: 40-1254 (404 amino acids)
Molecular function (GO): zinc ion binding; nucleic acid binding
Source: RefSeq, a predicted model, not a curated record